CACCCAGUCAAUAUGUCCAGUUAAGUACACGCAGGUCACAGUAAGCAAGAUGUUGCCUCAACUAGCGUUAUUCUUCACAAUAUUCGCUUUUAUAAUACUAGAAAAUAAUAAAACAAAUUCUUUUAAAACGCUAGCGGACCUAAAGAAUCAGUUUAAGAAAGUCGAGAACGAAGGGUUUAGUACAUCGGAUAUUUGGGUCGGUAAAGCAAUGGAUUUCGUCUACUCGAAUAAGACAAUUAUGAGUUUACUCGCAAGAGAACUUUGGAACGUGGGAUCAAAGGCUAUUGAUAAAAUUGUGGAAGUGAAGGACAGGAGGAAACAACAAUCGCAGUGAAUUUUACUGAAAAGACAAAAGGCUGGUCAUGAAAGUACGCUUCUUCUAAAUAAUGAAGAUAUACAAUACAAGAAUAUUGUGAUCGCAAUUUUCUCCUUAUUAGUAGAUACCUAGUAGAUUUAUAAUUGUUUUUACAUAUAAAUGUUAAGUUUGUA
This is a messenger RNA of Trichoplusia ni (cabbage looper), 489 nucleotides long. RefSeq lists its product as uncharacterized. The record is from RefSeq and is a predicted model, not a curated record. The transcript is spliced from 2 exons. Lineage: Eukaryota; Metazoa; Arthropoda; Insecta; Lepidoptera; Noctuidae. Bases 50 to 334 code for a protein of 94 amino acids.